AUGAUUGAGUCACUCACCGUGUUGACGUUCAACGUCCGAUCGAUGAAGAACGCAGUCAACCAAGUCAAAAUCAUCCGUUAUCUCAAAACCCUUCGGCCGGCCCCUGCGGCCAUCCUCCUGCAAGAGCACCACCUCAGCUACAACGCGUCGCGCGAAGGCUUCGAGAGUGCUUGGCCGGGGGCUUGUAUUCGUUUCACUCCUCAUGUCCUUACCCUCAUACCCGAUGGCUCACCUUUGGCGGGCCAUCUCCUUUCCUCUACCCCGGUCGUCUUUGCAGGAGCUCCUCGUUUCGACGGUCGGAUUCUGCACUCGGUGUUUCGUCUUGAGGAGCUCGAUGUCGAGAUCAUCAACAUGUACGCGCCGGUGCAGGAGGACGAUCGUCGCGACUUUUUCGGGCUUCUGCACUUCAGCGCCCCGAGACCCAAGAUUCUUCGGAUCUUGGCCAGCGAUCUCAAUGAUUGUCCGGAUGUAUUGGUCGACCGAGUGUCCAUCACCGAUCGCGCUUGGACUCCUGUAUCGCACUGGCAGACCUUGCUGUCAAAGAUCGCGUUCAAGGCACUCGACACGGUCCGACAUGUCCAUUCUUGCACCCCUGCAUUCACUCGUCCUCACUACCGUGGUAGAGGGGAAGAGCGAAAGAUUUGCUCGUGGUCGCGGAUCGACUAUAUUCUUGUCCAAUGCAGUUGGGCGAACCGGUUGUUGAGCGCUUCUACGCUCUUCGAUGCGCCCUGUUCGGACCACAGACCUGUAGUUGCGACUUUCGCUUUGCCUACAUCGAACGCUGAUGCCGAACCCCCCCUUUCUCUUCCCUCCACGAGCGAUUUCAUUUCGAGGCUCAACCCAAUGGUCUUUGACGAUCAAGACUUUGUCGCAUCGAUUCCCGGGGUCGUCGACGAGGUCUAUCGAAGGCUCGAGGGGACCACUCCGCUCGGCGACGUCUAUGACGCCGCUCUGCGGGCGGUUGCAGUCGCUGGCCAUGCACGAUACCGCUCGACUCGUGCCGACAUGCGCCGACUGCGGGCCGAGAGCCAAUCCGUCAUGGAGGCUUUGGAGGCACGCGGUGAGCACAUGAAUGAGGCCGAGCGCGAUGCGUAUGCUCAUGCCAAGUCGCGGUUGGACCAGUUGGCGGUAAAGGAGGCUCAGUGGCUGCGCAUUCGUGCGCAUGUGCCGUCAGUCGACUCGAGGGAAGGUCAAUCGGCAAGCAUUCGCACGCGCCUCAACCGCCGGAGUCGCCAGACGAGCAUCGUCUCGCUGGAGGAUGUGGAUGGCACCGAGACCGUUGACAUGCAGGAGGCGCUGGGUAUUGCUUCACGGCACGCGCAGUCGCUCUUCACGCCGGACCCAGCUCGUGGCGACCCGACGAACGCACGCCGGUCCCUGCUCGACCCUAUUCGCGCAGCGAAAUGCUACGAUGACGACCGCUCGGACCCUACGUUCGGUCGUCGGCUGCCUCGUCAAGCGAGAGUGGCGCUUGACGAGCCCUUCACCCUCCUCGAGGUUGAAGCGGCGUUGAAGAAGACGGAUUCGGGGCGAUCACCGGGGCCCUCGGGCAUUCCGUACAAGCUCUUCAAGGUGCUGCCUGUGAAGAGUCCACUCUCAGCUCGACAGGGGCGCCUCGGUCGUUGCGCGCACUUGCUAGCCCGCCCCCGGCGGUGGGGACUUAGACGCGCGCGACUGCCUCAGCGCGCCAGCGCCGGCGGAUUCAUGCGCGCGCCCGCUAGCCCGCCCCCUUGCGGUGGGGACUUAGGCGCGCCGGCGAUUUCACCCGCGGCUGACUUAGGGAUGUACAUUGUCACGCGCCUGGGACUAUCCCAGCGUGGCCCCCCCCUUUCUGUUUCUUAGCUUCCUUCUCAUCACUUCUGUUCGACUCUCAACCUCUCCUGACAGUAGUGGUGAACGUCUCAUAGGUACGCUGAAAUAGAUCACUUCUGUUCGACUCUCAACCUCUCCUGACAGUAGUGGUGAACGUCUCAUAGGUUAUAAGCCCACGAGCCACCAGCUGGCAUGACCACGACACCACCCCUCGCGACGGGUGCCAACCCUCCGAUUCCCGCCGAACAGCUCGCCGCACUUACAUCGCUGCUGUCGGGUCUCACCGCUGCCGCUUCCGGCACUGCCACACCCGCCACGACGUCCGGCACCACUCGCACUGCCUUUCCAAAGCACGCACGCUUGGAUGGUGCGAAGACCUUCGCGAACUGGACACGCCAACUUCGCCUGUGCCUAGCGGACGACAUCCGCUCGUACGUCCUCGACGGUAUCGCACCCGACGACUGGACACCUUCGCAACGCUCCGCUCGCGACGCCGUCGCUCGUGAGGUCCUUGCGAAUUCGAUUGACUCGGCCGAAGUCUCGGCAGUCCUCGACAAAAUCCCUACCGCCGACCUGACAGCGCCGACAAUCUACUCGACGCUGAAAUCGCGGUACGCCCCUGACGACGCCACCCGCACGCUCGAGCUCUUCUCACGACUCUGGGGUUUCCGUCCCAUGCCCGGCACGGUUGCCGAAUUCGACGGGUGGAUCAUGGACUUCAAAGCCGUUGCGCAAGAGAUCAUCGACACAAAGACAACUAUCAAUGAUGUUCUCGCCACACUCCUCCUUGCAAUCGCCCACCCGUCCCUCGAGAGCUUCAAGGCGUCGUUCACCGAUGAACAGCGCACGCAACGAACUCUCCCCGACAUUGAUUCGCUUGCCGACCGUAUGCGAGUCCAACUUCGGUCAACGAACAUCCCCAGCACUCAAUCGGCCCUUCUUGCCUCGUCGUCGUCACGUUCUACUCGUCUCAAGUGUCUCGCCUGUCGCAGCCCUUCGCACCGAGUCGCGGAGUGCCCUACGAGGGCGCAACACCCGCCGCCAGGACCCUGUCGCUCCUGCAAGAAGAAGGAUCACUGGUCUCUCGACUGCAAGAAGGCGCUCGAGGACGGCAAAAAGCCCGACACCGCUGACUCGACCGUCGACUCGCAACACCAUGUCGGAUGUCUCGCCACCGGUCUUCUCGCUCGUCGUCGCCAGCUUCGCAACCACUCUUUUGUCGUCGACUCGGGCGCCACUUCGCACAUGGUCUCGGACAAGUCGCUGUUCACGACCUAUCGCCAUAUCGCUCCUACGAAGAUUGGUGGUAUUGCAGGGGGCAUCAACGCCAUCGGAACGGGAAACAUCGCCUUCAUUGCCGCCUCGGGUCAUCCGAUCACGCUUACCGGCGUGCUGCACACUCCGGGCCUGUUUGUCAAUCUUCUCUCGGUCUCUCGACUUUGCGACACCGACGAUGUCCGUGUCGCCUUCACAAAACACGGCAUCCACAUUGACAAGGACGGCAACGACAUCGCUGAAGGCGCACGACUCGACGAAGGGCUCUACUUGCUGGACGCUGAUCAUUCCAAAUGUCAGCACCUUGCUCUCCUUUCUCGCUCACAGUCGUCCGUGCCCCUGCUGACUCUCCAUCGCUGCCUCGGCCAUCUCGCACCGUCCUCCAUACAGAAGAUGGUUGCCGCUGGUUUGCUGGAGGGUCUCAGGGCCGGAUAUAGUGACGAAGAGGUAGAGAAGUUUGUCUGCAAUGCUUGCCUCAGCGCAAAGGGCCAUCGUCUUCCCUUUCCCGAUUCGGAUUCGCACUCCUCAGAGAGACUCGGCCUUGUACACAGCGAUGUGCUUUCCUUCCCCGAGCGGUCCUUGACUGGCAAACGUUACCUGGUCACAUUCCUUGACGAUUACUCGCGCAAACUCUGGGCCUACGCAAUCGGACACAAAAGCGAAGUCUUCGGCAUAUUCAAAACUUGGCUAGCCGAGGUUGAACUCGAGACGGGUGCGACGCUGAAGGUCCUCCGAACCGACAACGGUGGCGAAUACUGUUCGAGAGCGUUCACAGAGUUCUGCAAGACACGAGGCACCCGUCGACAAUACUCUAUCCCACGCACGCCUCAACAGAACGGUCGUGCAGAGCGGGUCAAUCGUUCCAUUGUCGAAGGCGUCCUUGCCCUCCUUGUCGACGCCCACCUACCCAAGACAUUCUGGGAGGAGGCUGCAGCUUAUUUCGUUUACUGCAAGAACCUGUGUCAACACGCGGCCCUGGACAAGGCAACACCAAACUCCGUCUGGCAGGGUGACCACACCACUGCCUCGGCGCUUCACCCGUUCGGCUGUACAGCUUGGCUUACGGUCGCGCCCGAACUUCGCUCCAAACUCGACCCGAAGGCGGUUCGCGUUUUUUUCACCGGCUACGACCUGGCUUCAAAAGCCUUUCGCUUCUACGACACUACAACACAGAAGAUUAUACUUGGCAGAAAUGCCACGUUCCUCGACACUGAAUUCCCCGGAUUACAUGGCGACCCCACUGAGCAAGACGGCGACACGCACUUCGCCAGCGCUCCCACCACCGAAUCUCAAACCGUUGUCAAGACAUGGACCCCACUAGUAAGGUCGGCGCACAUGGACGUCUCAUCCCCCCUUGAUGAUUCUGCCAUGAGCGCCGUUGACGUGGCCCCAGGGUACACUGGCGGAACCUUACUUAACUUCACAGAUGCCGAAUCGUCCUCGUCACCGUCGCCUGCGUCGCCCUCAUCACCGUCGUCUGCGCCAUCGCCUGCACUUUCACCAUCGUCGGCUGCGUCAUCGUCACCCUCGGCCUUACCGACCGACUCUGAAGACUCCGCCGAUCCCCUCGACCUCCUCGGCUCACAGCCCCAGGUUCGCCUCGAUCUACAGGACGUGCACCACCCAGACUUCAGCACGUACCGCGAGCCCGCAUCGGCUGAGGAGUCGCCCGACGAACUCGACCUCAUUGGGCGCCACUCUCGCGACGAAUCUCCGGACGAAAUCGAUUUCCUCACCCGACACCACCGCGCCUUCAUCGCCAUCGACGACGACACCUCUGACACAGAGGCAAUUCAGCCAGUCAAGUCCAUCACGAGCGACCCACAGACCUGGCGCGAGGCGAUGUCUAGCGACAAGCGUGAAGUAUGGGCCAAAGCCGCCACCGACGAGUUCACCUCCAUGCGCGACGACUUCAAGGUCUUCACCAUCGAGGACCGAGCCACGGUGCCCGCGGGUGCGACUAUCGUUACAUCCAAGUUCGUCUGGAAAACGAAACGGAACGCACUCGGCGAAGUCACUGGACACAAGGCAAGGCUGGUCGCGCAAGGCAAUCGGCAACGCGACGGCAUCGACUUCAACGAAACGUUCGCACCGGUCGCACGCUUCUCCUCGAUACGCUCACUCCUCGCGCUGGCGGCCGCCAACGGCUUGCACGUGCACCAGGCGGACAUCGACAAAGCAUAUCUGCAUGGCGACCUUGACCACGACAUCUGGAUGACGGCACCGCGCGGCUUCGACCUUCCCAGCGACAAGGUGCUUCGCCUGCGACGCUCCAUCUACGGGCUCAAACAGGCUGGCCGAAUCUGGAAUCGACACAUCGACGCUUCGCUUCGGGCCCUCGGUUACACGGCGACGGGCACCGACCACUGCGUAUACUCUUGGCUCGAUGAUCGUCAAUGUCCACACUACAUCGCACUGUACGUCGACGACCUCCUGAUGAUCAGCCCGGAACUGGCCGAAAUCGAACGUGUCAUCUCAGGCCUGGACCAACGCUACGGAGUCAAGCGCCUCGGCCCGGCCGAGUAUAUCCUCGGCAUCCAGAUCAGGCGGUUCGACGACGGCUCUAUCGCCCUAUCCCAGGAACGGUACAUCAUGGACGUGCUCGCUCGGUUCCACUUCGACACCACGACUCGCGGCACUACAGUUCCGAUGACUCCCGGCCUUUCGCUCACUGCUAUCCCGGGUCAAGGCACCGAACGGAUCAGGUCAUGGUAUCUGCAGGCUAUCGGCUCGCUCCUCUACAUUUCGCUCGGUACCCGCCCUGACAUCGCCUUCGCCGUGUCCUACCUGGCCCGCUUCGCCAACAACCCCGGUCGUCGUCAUUGGAUUGCGGUCAAGCACAUCCUACGCUAUCUCCGGGCCACGUAUCGCAACGAACUCGUGUAUGCUCGCGGCCAGGCUCGCAUCACGGGUGUGGUAGGCUACUCCGACGCGAACUGGGGGGCCUGCAUCGACACAUCGGUGUCCACCAUGGGCUACGUCUUCUACAUCGCUGGCUCGGCCGUGUCCUGGUCGUCCAAACGCCAGUCUCGAGUUGCCGAUUCGACCACCGACGCUGAAUACCUCGCCCUCUCGCAUGCUGGCAAGGAAGGGAUUUACCUCAGUCAGCUGCUCGAAGAGCUCCAUGUACAACCUGUUGCACCGGCUCACAUCUUUACUGACAACGAAGCCGCUGCUGCAGUUGCUCACGAUCCUGUCCGCGUCUCUGGCACUCGGCACAUACGCUUGCGUGAGCACUUCGUUCGGGACAUGGUGAAUCGGGGCGACAUCUCUCUCUCGCAUGUGGGUACCAGCGACAUGGUGGCCGACAUCUUCACCAAGGCUCUCGGCCCAAAGGUCUUCUCAACGCACUGCUACGCCCUCGGCCUUCGCACUCGACACCCGCGGCUUGGGUCUGCCUCGCAUUCGCGUGGGGGGGGGUGUGAAGAGUCCACUCUCAGCUCGACAGGGGCGCCUCGGUCGUUGCGCGCACUUGCUAGCCCGCCCCCGGCGGUGGGGACUUAGACGCGCGCGACUGCCUCAGCGCGCCAGCGCCGGCGGAUUCAUGCGCGCGCCCGCUAGCCCGCCCCCUUGCGGUGGGGACUUAGGCGCGCCGGCGAUUUCACCCGCGGCUGACUUAGGGAUGUACAUUGUCACGCGCCUGGGACUAUCCCAGCGUGGCCCCCCCCUUUCUGUUUCUUAGCUUCCUUCUCAUCACUUCUGUUCGACUCUCAACCUCUCCUGACAGUAGUGGUGAACGUCUCAUAGGUACGCUGAAAUAGAUCACUUCUGUUCGACUCUCAACCUCUCCUGACAGUAGUGGUGAACGUCUCAUACUGCCAACCUACUUUGCUCCCAAGCUGUUGGACUUGUUCAACUCGAUUUGGGAGGGCGGCAAAAUGAUGGCGUCCUUGGCAGAGGGGCUGGUGCGGCUCUUGCCCAAGAAUAAACCGGGGGCCAAUCUGAAAUCACUGGGGGCAUACCGACCGAUCACAUUGCGCGAGACGACCUACAAGGUCCUCAGCAAGGUCUUGGUGGCGCGACUCAAUGGGGUGCUCAGCGAGCUUUUACCGCCGGCGCAACACAGUUUCAUGCCAUCAAGACGUUCAGCGGACGCGGGAAGUCAUCUCACUCUCCUUCUCGAAAAACUCAAGUCGCUAGGCACUGAUGUUUUCCCCGAGGGCGCCCUCUUGUCUUUGGAUCAGCAGAGCGCGUACGAUCGGGUCGAUCACGCCUGGAUCUUCGAGGUCUUUGAGGCCUUUGGGUUCGGUGAGCGUUUCAUCUCGCUGCUGCGCGCUCUCUACGAUCCCGAGACUCUGGGGGUGCGCUACCUUGUCAAUGGGUUCCCCACGGACUUGGUGCGGUUGCUGUGUGGUCUCGGUCAGGGGAAUCCCCUCUCGUGCCCGGUUUGGAACAUCACGUUCCAGCCCUUCCUCGACGCCCUCGUUCGGCGCGGGAUCGCGCUCGACCUGCAGAAGGUGUGGCCAGGGGGGCCGCAUGCGCAGCUUACGCAUCUGGCGUUUGCCGACGAUGCUGUGGUGGUGGUGGAGUCACCGGCGGCAUUGUCGAAGCUGCAAACGCUGUCGCAGACGUGGUACGAGGCUACCAACGGGAAGACCAACACGGACAAGACGCUGGUGCUACCACUCGGACCGAACUGGCUUCGGGACGAGACUGCGCAGGCGCUGCCAACGGUGCAGGAGGGGGAGAGCUUCAAGUGGUGCGGCUAUGCCUUCUUUCGCCACGGUGACUCGUAACUGUUUUGGACCCAUGUUCUUGACAGGAUCAAGGCCAAGGCCCGCGCCGCUCGAGACCGGACACUUUCGCCGAGUGGGAAGGUUUUCUAUGCCAACGCUCACAUCAUCUCGGCGGUCCUCCACGUGCUGUCCUUCGACAUACCGCCUCAAUGGUUCAUUAAGGCGGCGGAGACGGCACUUACGGACUUUGUCUGGGGAGGAGCAGGGUGAAAUACCGUCGCUCACGAUUUUGUGUUCCAGGCUCGGGAGGACGGUGGCGCUUCGAUUUUGGGAUGCUGUGGCGGGCUCGGACAAGGCGAUCUGGGCGCCCCUAGCUCGCGAGAGCUGGAGGUGCCUCGUCGCUGCGACCCGCGAUUUCAGUCCGUGGGGGUUCUUCAGCAGCACAGCUUGGGUCGAGAAGCUGUAUCGCGACUCGACGCGCUGGGGGGCAGUCGUUGCAGCGGCCAGGGUCACAGUUCCAACCAUCAAGUCCGAACUCCUUACGCUUCCCGAAUUGCUCUCGCUUCCGCCUCGCCUCCCUUCACUCUAUGCUGAAGGUGCCCAGCACGCAUAUGACGAUGCGGACGCGGUGGCGAAGUUUGCGCAGAUCGCGGACCUGUACUGGAGGGACGAAGGGAAGGGAUGGGCUCUGGUUGGUCAUCGACGCGGGUUCUGGCAGCACUCUAAGGAACCCGCCCUACAGCACGAGCACGUGUGGUCGCGCGUGGGUCAGUUGCUCAAGGCGAAAGCGUUGCUGCUCAAGACCGCGUUGCGACCUGCUCGGAUACCUCUCAAGGAGGCUCCCCGUCCUCGGUGCUUCAACUUCUUUGGGCUCUCCCGACCUUUUACAAUUCGCAAGCUUCGUCGGCUUGUGAACAAGGUGCGGUUCCCAGGGAGGGAGGACCGUGUCAAGCGUUUCCCUGAUGGGACUUCUCAGAGCGAUAGGAAGCGCUUCUGGAGAUGGCUUCAUGACCGGUUCGCGUCUGCUGUCGAGCAGGACACCCACUGGCGGCUCAUGUACGACGUGACGCCGACGCGCAAGAGGCAGCAUACUCAGGGUCAUGCCUCUUCGCCGACGUGUCUGUUCUGCGGCAACGAUGCAGCGGUCAUCGAGACGGUGUCCCACUACUUUUUCGAGUGCGCGUACUCGACCAGCUUCUGGGGUGGGGUGCUACGCAUUCUGCUUAUGAAGGAACAAUAUACCACUGCACCAAAAGGCGAGGCACCUCUACUUCAGUGAGCGCAUAUUGUCCUAGAAGUGAGAUGGAGCGAAGUUCAACACUGCUUGACAAGCUCGGCAUCGAGGAUACCGACGUCGAUCCGUCGACGUUCACUCCGGAGCAGCUGACUAUGGGGCUCCCCCUUUUGCGGGGUCGUGGGAGAACGACCUCAAAAUGGAUGUGGGUUCGGCUGGCCUGCGCGAUCGGCUUCCAGCGGCUGCACCUGCUCCGCUGGCGCGUUCAUCAGCGGUUCGAGCUGGACAACGUCGUGGCCCCUCCCUCGCUUCCCAGUGCGCUCAGAGCGUUCGAGCGAGAUUUUCUCUCUCGAGCGGGUUUUGUGCCUGGGGUUCGAGAUUGGGAGGUGUGAUGACCGAGUUAAGUCCUUCCUUCCCAUUUUCCUCCCCUCCUUUCCUCCCUUCCUUUUCGGUCAGAAGCUGACUGUCUUGAAACUUGUUGCGCAGUGGAAGGCUGCGCACCUCUCCCUCUCUCUACUUUGCGCAGUAGCGAUUUUCGUUCUUGGAUGGAUCGGCAAGCCGGGUCGAUCGUCGUUGCGUUGGAGGCUUUGUGAAGUUCUCCCCCCUCUUUCCCCCCCCUUUUUUUCCCUUCCCUUCCUCUUCUCGUUCCUGUUGCUCGGUUGUUGACUACGCUUCAGCCACUUCUCCUUUUAUUCCUAAGCCGUGUGUUGGAUUCCGUCGAAUGGAUCAUUCGUUCGCGUUGGUCAAGUUCUACGGCAUGGAUCGGGAAGAAAGGUCGCUCGUUUCUUGGUCAAUAUCCUUGCGUCAAGGCGAGGCUCAUUUCAUGGUAUUGGAUCGUUUUCGCUCGGCCCCGAUGGCUCAACAGCCAGCACUCGAGACUCAGCCAAGGGAGGACAUCAGGCGCUGUCGGGGUGACGAGUAG
Messenger RNA from Microbotryum saponariae, 9919 nucleotides. Lineage: Eukaryota; Fungi; Basidiomycota; Microbotryomycetes; Microbotryales; Microbotryaceae. The record is from the annotation of a GenBank genome assembly.